AUGGGCAAUUUCGCAGCCAAUGAACGUGAACAUUUAACUACUUUUCUUUUGCGUAAAAAUAUCUUGCUACAAUUAAAUAUCCAUAUUUGUCAUUCACGCCAAGAUAUCUACACAAGUAAGGUAAGCCAUAUCUUGAAAUUCCAUACUAUAUUAGGGUCUGACAGUUUGACAUGGAGAAUGUGGGGGACGGUUCCUGAUUUUGAUUCAAAAUAUUUUAUUUUAGAUCACAAGAGAGUUAUUCCGAUAAUUAAAAAUUAA
Messenger RNA from Spathaspora passalidarum NRRL Y-27907, 258 nucleotides. RefSeq lists its product as uncharacterized. NCBI's taxonomy places the organism in Eukaryota, Fungi, Ascomycota, Pichiomycetes, Serinales, Debaryomycetaceae. The record is from RefSeq and is a predicted model, not a curated record. The transcript has 2 exons. The coding region runs from base 1 to 258 and encodes 85 amino acids.